AUGAACGAUCUCUUUUCCGGCUCCUUCUCUCGCUUUCGCAGCGAAGCAGCCUCCCCAGAUCACCAUGUAAUUCAGAUGUCCGAAGCGCCAUCCGCCGGCGGGGUUAACCUUGACAGAUUUUUUGAAGAUGUAGAGUCGAUCAAAGAUGAGCUGAAAGAGCUAGAGAGGCUUAAUGAGAAUCUUCAGUCUUCACAUGAGCAAAGUAAGACUCUGCACAACGCUAGGGCUGUCAAGGACUUGAGGUCCAAGAUGGAUGCUGAUGUUGCUCUGGCGUUGAAGAAGGCAAAGCUGAUCAAGGUCCGGCUAGAGGCCUUGGACCGGUCUAAUGCAGCGAACCGGAGUCUUCCUGGGUGUGGACCGGGGUCUUCUUCGGAUAGAACUAGGACUUCGGUGGUGAAUGGGUUGAGGAAGAAGUUGAAGGAUUUGAUGGAGAGUUUUAAUGGGUUGAGACAGAAGAUAUCGACGGAGUAUAGAGAGACGGUACAGAGGAGGUAUUUUACUGUGACUGGUGAAAAUCCUGAAGAGAAGACCAUUGAUAUGUUGAUCUCUACAGGUGAGAGCGAGACAUUUCUCCAGAAAGCAAUUCAACAACAGGGGAGAGGCAGGGUAUUGGACACUAUAAAUGAAAUUCAGGAAAGGCAUGAUGCUGUGAAAGAUUUGGAAAACAAUCUAAGGGAGCUCCACCAAGUGUUUACGGACAUGGCAGUAUUGGUUCAACAUCAAGGUGAACAAUUGGAUGACAUUCAGAGCAAUGUGGAAAGAGCUAAUUCUUUCGUGCGGGGAGGCACCCAGCAGCUGGGUACAGCCAGGAAACUGCAGAAAAAUACCAGGAAAUGGACUUGUUAUGCCAUUAUUAUAUUGCUGGUCAUCAUCUUAUUCGUGGUGCUAUUCACUGUGAGGCCAUGGGAGAACAAGAAGUGA
Dovyalis caffra is the source of this 921-nucleotide messenger RNA. NCBI's taxonomy places the organism in Eukaryota, Viridiplantae, Streptophyta, Magnoliopsida, Malpighiales, Salicaceae. The record is from the annotation of a GenBank genome assembly.